This is a messenger RNA of Plasmodium malariae, 3081 nucleotides long. It is a transcript of the gene DDX23, whose product is annotated as ATP-dependent RNA helicase DDX23, putative. Lineage: Eukaryota; Apicomplexa; Aconoidasida; Haemosporida; Plasmodiidae. Gene Ontology annotation, molecular function: ATP binding; RNA binding; RNA helicase activity. Gene Ontology annotation, cellular component: catalytic step 2 spliceosome. Gene Ontology annotation, biological process: mRNA splicing, via spliceosome. The coding region runs from base 1 to 3081 and encodes 1026 amino acids. The record is from RefSeq and is a predicted model, not a curated record. The transcript has a single exon.
AUGUUUCUCUUCAAAAGGAAAGAGAGUAACAAUCAAGAAGCGGAAAAAAAAAAUGCACCAGCAAACAAUCCUUUUCAAAAUAUUCAAAAAGAUAGUCUAGACGAAAAGAAAGAAAACAAUUCGCAAAAUCAAGAAAAUUUUAAAAACUCAAGUAAAAAUAAUCAUGAGAAGGAAAAAAAUAAAAAUACAGAAGAAGAAAAAGAAACAACACACAAUUCCAUCUAUAAAGGGGUAAAUAACUCCCUUGCUCAAUAUAUGCAAAAUGAUAUAAUUAAAAAAAAUGAAAAUGUAAAAGGUGCAACGAAUACUAUGAGUGAUGAAGCUACCCCCCUUAACUCUCUUCAAAAAGGUGUGCAUAAAAAUAUUGUGAGAAAAAAUAUAGAGAGAAAAAUUAUUAACUUGUACAGCUCAUCUAGUUCGGAGGGUGAAGAGGAAGCAAAGGAAGAAGCAAAGGAAGAAGCAAACGAAGAAGCAAAGGAAGAAGAAUCAAAGGCAGACAUAGAAGCAACAGCAGUUGAAGGACGUUUUAAUGAAGGCAAAAAGAACAAAUUCGGAGGGGCACAAAAUGAAACGAGCUUUAGCACUGUUAGAAGUAACAACAUAGGAGUAGGAAAACAAAAUGAAGGUAAAAAAAUUUUUGCUAACAUAACGAGUGAAGGUGAAAAAUUAGUCUUUUUAACGAAAAAGGUUAGAGAAGAGAAUAGAAAAAAGCUAGAAAGGAAAAAUGAAAUAAUUGAUGAUACAAGUCGGGAUUUACCUGGAAAUUCUGUUUAUAGAAGGGAUGACAAGAGAACAAACUCAUUGGAUGUUAGACAACACCGGAUCAAGAGGAGGACAGAAAGAGGUGGAGAUGGAAGAAGGGAUGAUGUUGCAGAAAAUGAGAAAAAGAGAAAAACCACAAGCGUAGGGGAAAGUGAACACAGCGAUGAAAGUGAAGAGAAUGAGGAGGGUGAGGAAGGCGAAAAGGGGGGAAGAAGGGAACACCCUAGCGGGAGGGACAAAAAGGGGGAUGGAUUGAAUAAUAACAGUUAUGAUAACAGUUAUUACAGUAAGAGGGAAAAGGAGAGGGAUAAGAACAGGGAUAUGGAUAAGGACUGGGAGGAGGGAAAGAGGCUUUCGAAAGAUGAUAACGGAAUAGAUCGAGCAGAUUACACAUACAUGUACGCCAAACCCGAAUCUCACCUGGCCGAAUUGAACAUGCUUCAUGUGAGCAGCAUGGAGAAGGAGGAAACACUGAAAGAGAAGGAACUGGAAAUAAUAAAACAACAAUAUUUAGGAUUAAACAAGAAGAAGAAAAAAAUGCAAAAACCAUCUGAGAAAUUUCGAAAUAUAUUUAACUUCGAAUGGGAUCAAGCAGAAGACACAUCGAAAAAUGAUAGCAACCCGUUAUACCAAAACAGGUUAGAACCACAGUUACUAUUUGGGAGAGGAUAUAUAGCAGGUAUAGAUAUAAGAGAACAAAGAAAGAAGAAUAAUUUUUAUGAUAAACUAGUUCAAAAUAGAAUAAAUUUAAGUCUAAAAAAAAAUACAGAAUGUAUAAAUUAUAGUCAAAGAAAAGAAUAUAUCAGUAGUAGUACCAAUAAGUCAAUAAUGGUUAACAGUUUAACAAGUAAUAACUCAUUAUGUAAAAAUAAAAGUGGACAAUUUAUUUAUGAACCCAAAGUUAAUAAUAUAAUAAAAGAUAUACAUCAUAAACACUGGAGUGAAAAAAGUAGGGAAGAAAUGACUGACAGAGAUUGGCGUAUUUUUAGAGAAGAUAAUGAAAUAUAUAUUAAAGGAGGAGUUGUACCACCACCUAUUAGAAAAUGGGAAGAAUCUAACUUAUCGACAGAUUUAUUAAAAGCAAUUAAAAAAGCAAAAUAUGAAAAACCUACACCAAUUCAAAUGCAAGCUAUUCCAAUCGCAUUAGAUAUGAGAGAUCUAAUUGGUAUAGCAGAAACAGGUUCAGGUAAAACUGCAGCUUUUGUUUUGCCUAUGUUAUCUUAUGUUAAACAGUUACCACCAUUAACAUAUGAAACUUCACAAGAUGGUCCAUAUGCUCUUGUUAUUGCACCAUCAAGAGAGUUGGCUAUACAAAUAUAUGAAGAAACAAAUAAAUUUGCUUCUUACUGUUCAUGUAGAACUGUAGCUGUUGUAGGAGGAAGAAAUGCCGAAUCACAAGCUUUCGAAUUAAGAAGAGGAGUAGAAAUUGUUAUUGGUACACCAGGUAGAUUACAAGACUGUCUAGAAAAAGCAUACACAGUAUUGAAUCAAUGUAAUUAUGUUAUACUUGAUGAAGCUGAUCGUAUGAUGGAUAUGGGUUUUGAAGAUACUGUUCAUUUCAUUCUUGAUAAAAUACCGACUACUAAUUUAAAAUCGGAAGAUGAUGCUUUAGCAUUACAAGAAGAAAUGAUGACUAAGGCUGGACAUAGAUUAUAUAGAUUAACUCAAAUGUUUUCUGCUACUAUGCCUCCAUCUGUAGAAAGGUUAUCAAGAAAAUAUUUGAGAGCACCAGCAUAUAUUUCCAUUGGUGACCCUGGUGCAGGUAAAAGAUCCAUAGAACAAAAAUUAGAAUUCAUUACUGAAGGUAAGAAAAAACAGAAAUUACAAGAGCUGUUAGAAAUAUAUGAACCACCAAUUAUUGUUUUUGUUAAUCAGAAAAAAGUGGCUGAUAUUAUUGCAAAGUCUAUAAGUAGAAUGAAAUUCAGAGCAGUAGCUUUACAUGGUGGGAAGGCACAAGAAAUAAGAGAACAAACUUUAAAUGCUUUUAAAAAUGCAGAUUUCGACAUUUUAGUAGCUACAGAUGUUGCUGGAAGAGGUAUAGAUGUACAUGGGGUUAAACUAGUUAUUAAUUUUGAUAUGCCAAAAGAUAUUGAAUCAUAUACUCAUAGAAUUGGUCGUACAGGUAGAGCUGGCAUGAAGGGACUUGCCAUUUCUUUUGUCACAGAGCACGAUACGCAUCUUUUUUACGAUUUGAAGCAAUUCCUCUUAUCUUCCAACAAUAUUGUACCCCUAGAGUUAGCCAACAACCCCGCCACCAAGGUUAAGCCGGGGACCGUUAUGCAAACGCCAAAGAAAAAUCAAAUUCUGUACAAAAAUUGA